Molecule: messenger RNA, 776 nt
Organism: Parathielavia appendiculata
Lineage: Eukaryota; Fungi; Ascomycota; Sordariomycetes; Sordariales; Chaetomiaceae
Product: UPF0287-domain-containing protein
Exons: 2
Coding region: 54-296 (80 amino acids)
Cellular component (GO): mitochondrion
Source: RefSeq, a predicted model, not a curated record
CCGUCUUGCCCGACGUAACAUCUUGAUCCCAAGCCGCCUGGCCGCUUUUCACGAUGCAUCCCCUCCUACACACCAAGGACAACUCGGGUUGCGAGCAGGUCAUGAUCGCACUCGAGGAAUGCCACGCUAGGGGCUUCGUAUGGAAGGCAGUCGGCAUGUGCAACGACGCCAAACAACAACUUGUCGAAUGCCUCCGGGCGGAACGGUCAAAGAACCAGGACGAGAACCGGAACGGGGUUCAGGACAAGCGAUCCAGGAUACGGCAGAAGUGGAAGGAAAUCGAAGAAAACUCCUAAACCAUCGGUCCAUGCUGAUCACCGCCGAACUCUCUCGAUAUCUCCUCAUUUCCGUGUCGGCGAUUUGAUGGUAGUUAUGGGAAGAGGCGAGAGCAUAUCGCAUUACACAACAUGAACCAGGAGACGCGGGCAGUUGUACUGUGGACGAGAUGCGACGUCCAGAAGCGGCAGCUGUGUAUAACAUGGGCUACAGGAAGCCCUAAAACACUCGGCGCUGUACAUUAUGAUAUCUCUUUUUCCUCCUGACGCACCCUCACCCCCGCCAAUACCCGGCUAUUUUCGUUCGUUACAAGGUACGGCGGAAUGCGUCGCCAAAGGUAACCAGCCCGUACGCGGCAAACAAGGACAGCAUUAUGGGUACCGGCUUGCGAAGUCGGAUGGCGCGGGGGAACGCAGACCCGCCCAGGACAAUGGAGGCGAGAAGACUCAGCUCGACGCCGUAGGGCUCGUUGUUGGCGAUGCGGUAGCCGCCGAGGCCAU